AUGUGGUCUCUAAUCCCCUUCCUCACAGACCAUUGGAAGUGUGCCACAAGACCUAUAGGCUCAGAUCUUGGAGAAGGAAAGUUCCAGUUUCAGUUCAGCUCAAAGGAGGACAUGCAGAUGGUACUGGACAACAGACCAUAUCACUUUGCACACUGGAUGAUAAUUCUCGAACAAUGGGAAGCCACAACGUCUCCCUCCUUCCCUUCAAAAAUACCCUUCUGGAUCCAAGUUCUAGGGGUCCCAGUUCACCUCUGGAAUGAAGCUAUCCUGAAACUUAUUGGAGAGGACAUAGGCUGGUUCAUCUGUGGAGAAAUCACAGCGACAAAAGCCCGGCUAAGAGCUCAUAUAAACGGUCUCCUUCCCCUUAUGAAAGCCUACACCCUAGAGUUCUCAGAUAGAAAUGAGGUCGUAGCUACCCUCCUCUACGAAAAACUGGAGAAACACUGCACAUUAUGUCAGAUGCUCGAUCACGAGGAAAGUACUUGCCCACAAAAACCAUCUCAAACUCCCCUCCAUGCAGCUCCUAGGCAUUCUCUCCCUCCUCCUCCCACUAGAGGUUCAACACCCACAUCAAGCUCCAUUAGUGGAAGGAGAGACGUGAGAGCACACUUCUCAAAAUACCCAAAACCCCUGAUCACCCCAGGAAAGCACCUGACUCUAGAGACCGUCCCUACCACUGCAGUAGCGACAGGAGAGCAUUUGAAAGGAACUCUUCAACUUUCUCGGGCAACCACUCCAAAUACCCUAGAGAAGCAUCCCACCACUAUGCUAUCAGCAGAUCCUCCACCCCUCAAUGGAUAG
Molecule: messenger RNA, 801 nt
Organism: Brassica napus (rape)
Lineage: Eukaryota; Viridiplantae; Streptophyta; Magnoliopsida; Brassicales; Brassicaceae
Exons: 1
Coding region: 1-801 (266 amino acids)
Source: RefSeq, a predicted model, not a curated record